Molecule: messenger RNA, 3869 nt
Organism: Oncorhynchus mykiss (rainbow trout)
Lineage: Eukaryota; Metazoa; Chordata; Actinopteri; Salmoniformes; Salmonidae
Source: RefSeq, a predicted model, not a curated record
GAUUUGUUGAGCUCCUCUGCAAGCAGCUCCUUAUCAAAAUACAGUGGAGACAAUGAGGGGGACUCGGAUGACACCAUUAUAUUGCAGCAGAGUGCUACAAGAGAGACAGCUGAGGAUAAUCAUCUAUCUCAUGAGCAUUGUUACAAUGCAGAAGAUGGGAGUGGAUGUCUAGCAUGGAGACUGAAAUGUGUUCAAAGGGAAGCAUCAGAGGGACGACAGAAGACCGUGCGUCAGUCACUGACGCGUGGUCCAAAAGCUGAUAGAGACCCCUUCAGAGAGGAAAAGUGUCCAACAACAGAACGCCUGUGUUGUGAGGCCAUUGCACUGAUGAAGGAUACGGCUGAGGAAGCAAUUGUAAAGGAGAAGAUGAAGCAGACGUUCGCCUAUCGCCAAAAGAUGGUUCAUGACCCAGUGAAGUUCUCUGAAAUAUUCACAGCUUUUCCAAGAUUCCAAGACAUAGCAGGAAUGAUUGAGCAAGAUUUUACACUGAUGUUUGGUGAUGCAACCUCUGCAAAGUUCCUGGAGAAGUGGCCUACUCUCCACAAGCAGAAAGUCAUUGACCAAAGCCGUGGCCUCACACAGACAGGCAAACUGCAAUACCUGGUUCAAAAUGCUGAAUCCACAAGAGAAGUGAAAAAUGUUUCAGGAUGGGACAGUGACAUGUCCUCCAUAUUGGUCCUUGUCCACCUUCUUCCACCGUCACCUCUUGGCCGCAAGAGACCAGGAAAAAUCUCAGCCAUACACGCCAGUGACCACAUUGUGAAGUUUAUCAAGACUGGGACCAGCAUCCAGGGGCAUCUGGAGAGCAUCAUGGAAAGCUUUCAACCCUAUCCGCUUGCUGUGGGGACCCAGAGGAGGGCGAUUCACAAGUACUUAAUUGUAAUUGACAAACAUGCAAUACCUUGUAAGUCACCAGACUCUCUUGCCUGUUUUGAUGAGCUUUUCAAAGCUCAUUUUGUCUUUGGUACCUCGUACAACUAGGAUCUGGUAAAUGUGUACAACUUCUUGCAAACCACAAUUUCUGAAAUUGAUGUUGAUGCCAGGUAAGGUUAAUCCUAGGGUCGCAGAGUUGCGGGCUCGGAUGCUACAUUGAGUUACUAAAAGUGUUAAAGUUGCAAAGGGUUAAAACACCUUUUUCAUUUCACACAACUUUUUCAUAUCAUCUAAAAUGUUGUUUUGCUUGCAAAAGCCCCCAGGCAAAUGCUAAUUCCUUGACACAACACUUGAAGUUGGUCCACGGACUUCGUCCAGGAAAGACACUUCAUCUUAAAUGCGGACAGGCUGGUUCACAAGUUUAUGGUACUUUUUCUGGGUUCAGAAAGCAUCUUUAUGAAGCACAUGAACUGUGUUCUGAUCACGGUGAAGGCCCCUCUACAGCUAAAUAUGUAGCAGGAAGUCAUUUUGAUGACUUGCCAUUAACAAGUUCCCCUUCUGACUCAGUCCUUGCCAAUAACAGUCUUGUAGACAGCUGCGCUGCAACCAUAGCUGACCUUAAAGUGGAAGGUGUAGGUGAAACAACCAUUAACUCUUUGGUCAUUUCCAUGGAAGAGAUAGUUGAUGAUAUUCAUAUUCAAGCUAAAGAAUCUGUGAAGUGUCUAUACAGGAGCCUAUUAAAAGUGACAUUGGGUGUAAAAUUCAUCAGUGUUUUGAUUUUUUUAAUCCUUUUGUUGUAUUAAAUUCUGAAAGUAAGAGAAGGCAGUAUUUUACAGGAAAGUGGGGAAGGGUAGACCCAGUUGAAUACGUUCUUGGUACAAGAUUUGAUACACAACGCAAUCGGACUACUGGAGGCUAUGAUCAAAUUGUUACUGAUAAAUUUGUUUACAUCUCAAUUUUGAAAACAUGUGUUUAUUUACAAACACCCUAAUAUAAAGGAGAUGAUGCAGACUGAUUGUAGUUCAAGAAUAGUUUAUGACUGACGUGAUGGAGAUCUGUUCAAGAGCCAUGCUCUAUUUUCAAAACAGAAGCAUGCAAUUCAGAUACAGCUUUUCUAUGAUUUUGAAACUGCAAAUCCUCUUGGAUCAAAAACGGAGAAUACAUAAAUUAGGAGCAAUGUAUUUCACCUUACGGAAUUUUUCUCAAGUUCAACUCAUUUCUGCCUAAUAUUAAUUUGGUUGCUUUAUUUCAUGUCCAAGACAUUAAAACAUAUGGCUUUUCUAAAAUACUUGAUCCAAUUGUGCAGGAUAUUAAAGUACUUGAGAGGGAUGGAAAUAUUGUCACCUUGUAUGAUCAACCAGUGUAUAGAACUAUUGUCCAAGUUACAGGUGACAACCUUGGCCUUCACUGUUUUAUUUGGUUCUGUUGAGUCAUGCCAGAUAUUGUUACCGCUCUUGUCUUGCUGAGAAAGAGGACUUUCAGACUGAAUUUGAUGAAGAUUCACCCAAGAUAGUUAUGCGAACUCGAGCACUACACGCAGGAUACUGCCAAAAAAAAGGAGGCAAAUCCCAGUCUUCCCUGUGUGAUGGGUGUUAAACUUUCUUGCAUUCGAAACUCCUUGCAGUACUUCAAUACAUCUGAAAACUUCUCUGUCGAUAUUAUGCAUGAUAUCUUGGAGGGAGUGGCACAAUGUGAAAUGAAACUGCUAAUACUGCGCUUGAUAGACAAGUGCACAACGCCACACGAAGUAGACGGGAGAAUAAAGAGCUGUAACUAUGGUUACAUGGCGCAAAACAACAAACCUCCUGCAGUGAAGUUGGGAGAGGACUCUAAUGACUUGGGGUUAAAUGCUAUCCAGUCCUAGUGUUUACUUCGCAAUCUACCACUUAUCUUUGGAGACUUAGUUUGUCCAAAUGAUCUACACUGGUAUUUACUGUUGCUGUUUGCUUCAGAUAGUAAACAUUGUAUUUUCUCCAAUGAUUUCAAAGGGUAUUACACAUUUUGUUUGAAACACUUAAUCGCAGAACACCACAGGUUAUUCAAGCAAUUGUUUCCAAAAAAGAGGCUGCUACCAAAGCAUCAUUUUAUGGUGCGUUACCCCACAUGUAUGCUUAAAAUUGGACCAGUUUUGCAUAGCUGUUGCAUGCGCUACGAAGCAAAGCAUCAUUUCUUUAAACAAUUAAAAAGCUUAAAUGUAACUAAAACAUUGGCAAAAAAACACAAGUCAAAUAGCAUACAGUUGGCCGACAUUUGACACCAACCCUCAUGAUCGGUCCUUGUAAAAUGUUAUCUUUAAAUGUGGUGGACUGGGGCUGUAAGAUGGCUGAGACUCUUCAGGUACCAAUUGACACCACGGUGUUAAAUGCGCCAAACACCAUGGACAUAUGUAUCGUUUAGUUGUCUGUCUUAAAGUCCAUUGUGAGAUGCCAGUUUUCAGAAAAUCCACCAUGUUAAAGACGAGAGGUUACUGUCGGUUACUUUUGCCCUACAAACAAUACGUCUUGAGCAUUUUAAUGCCUAUAGAGUUGGGUGUGCAAUAGAGGGACCUCCGUAUCUAGUUGAUGUUAAAGAGCUUUUCUGUGACAAGUUGUGGUGAUUCAAGUUUGUUUAUUGUUCCAUACUGUUUCCUGUGACUCAACUGCACAGUAAGCUCUUUAAAACCAAGAUGUAUCGUAUUGCAAUAUUGGCUUUUUUAUUUACUUUUAAUAAAGGGGGGGACAGAUGCCAAAAUGUCAUUUUACAGAGGCCAGUUUUAUUUUAUCAUCGGUGUUUUUGAUAUGUGAGAUGCCAGUUUCACAAAAUCAUCCAUGUCAUUGUUAGAUGUAUUGAAUUGCAAUAUUGAGCUUUUUUUUAUGUACAUGUAUUAAAGUGAACAGAGGCCAACAUUUAAUUUCGGCCCACAAUUUUAUUAUAAGUAUUUUGACGUAUGCAUUUCAAAUGUCUUACAUUUAAGAAUUAAGUGCUUUUGAACUCUGCAACAAGUAAUUUUUACUCUA